AUGACCGAGGUUGCAUCUGCAACUAGCGAAGCACCCGGUGGGGUUGAUACCACGGGGUGUGUCGACUGGGGUACCGUUGCCAAGAGCAACGACAGCAUUCUUGACUACUUCAAGACCAACAUGGGCCAUAGAACCACUGACUUCUACAGUGCCUUGCGGGCAGACUGUGAAAGAAUCGAAGAGUCAAUGAAAACCUCUGAGCAUGAGGUCCUUCGUAAGGAAGAAGAUGCGUACCUCGAACAGCGCAACAACGCGGAAGAAGCUCACCUGAAACAGCUGCACCAGGAAGAGAUCAAUUAUUACAAAGCUCGAUUCCAGAGCUUCCUGGCGUCGAGAGAUGCGCGUAAGAAAGCAAAGAAGCUCCAGCGGCAAACCAUCCGGGACAUGAAGCGCCGCGACAUCCUGAUCGCCGAGCAGGAGAGCGCAUCGAAGGAGGAAGAGAGGAUCAAGUCGACACAAACCGAAAAACGGGUCGCCUUUGAUCGCUUGAUUGCGUUCCUGAACAACAAGCAUGACAAGCAGCGCCGACAGCUCUUGGCCGCCCAAGAACGAAAGAUCCAGUAUGAACGAGUGCUGGACGAAAUGAUGCACUCGCACGAAAAGGUCGAAGUGAGAAGAUCAAUGGAAAAAAAGUCACUUGCCCGGAUCAACCACCAGAUUGCUGCAAACAAACGUGUUGCCGACCAGCUCCAGGAAGUUCAGCAGCUCGAACUCCAGCAGCUCAAGGAAAAGUUUGACCUUGACUUUGAAACCCUCGAAACUGUUCAGAACAUGAAGAUCACCCAUGCCAAGCUUGUCGCCGAGGCCACAUCGUCCAACUUGUCCGAGAUCAACCAAGAAAAGGAGAAAAUCAUCUCGCUCAAGGAAAAGCUCAAGCUUGAGCGAUUGGAGCUGGAGCACGCUGGUAGCAUGCAAACUUUAUUGCACCGCCAUAUCGCCGAACUCCGCCAGCUCCGCGAAGCACAGAACAUGAGCUCCAUUGGAUUAGCAAAGAAGGGCGAUAACAGUUUCCUUGGAUCGAACCUCAGUCUUGUUCACUCUGUCGCUUCCAAAAACGACAGCAACUUGGAUUUGAGUCCACCGCCCAAGGGCGAUACUGCCUCCGAGCGUGGCGAGCCCGUGAGACUUUCCAAGACGAGUUUUCGAAGGGAAAAGUCCACUACUUCCCGAAGCGGAAAAGACAGAGUAAACUCCAUACAGUCCCAGGAAAGAGACAGUGUCACAAGCGAAGAGGAAGAUCGGCGGAUCCAACUCAAGGUUGACGGGUCCACCCUCGAGAGACUCCGAGUCAAGCAUUCAAACGCUCUCAGCAUCCUCUAUGAUGCGCAAAAGGCCGAGAUCGAAGAGGUUCAAGUCAACAUGGACAAGCGCAAGCGAGAGCUUGAGGCAUCACACGCCAUUGAAAUGCGAGAGCUCGUUGAAUCGCACAACAGUGAGAUCGAGACUCUGUACUCAAACCAAGAGAAGGAGAUUCAAAUGGAGGCAUCCGUACACGAAGCCGAGGCCCGUAUGCUUGUGGAGCGCAAGGUGCUCUACUCUGUCGUGGACAGCGUCAUCAGCGGCAUCAUCACCAUCGAUCCCAUCGGAACUAUAACUCGAUUCAACAGAGCGGCCGAGCAAAUGUUUGGGUACCAGGCGAGCGAGGUUAUUGGAAAGAACAUCAAGAUGCUCCAGCCCCACGAGAUCGCUGUCCAGCACGACUUCUUCUUGUCGCGCUACCUCGAAACCGGAGUGCGUCGCAUCAUCGGCCACGGCCGAAAAGCGGAGGGCGUCAAGAAAAACGGAUCUCGCUUCCCGGUGCACAUCUCCGUGUCUGAAGUUCUGGAGGAGGGAAUCCAUCUGUUCACGGGUAUCGUCCGAGACCUCACCGAUAUGGUUGAAUAUGAAAACAAGCAAGCCCAUAUCGCUCUCCAAAAGCAAGAACAGAUCAAAUUGCUCCUUUGGGAACUAGACGAGACCAAGAAGAGAUCGGAUGUACUCCUUGCGGAGGUGAUGCCCCCUUCGAUCAGCAAAACACUUUCGAGCGGCAAGCCGCCUACUCCUGAGCAGUUCAGCUCGGCAACCAUUUUGUUCUCGAGCAUCGUGGGCUUCAGUGAAAUGUAUAUCAGCACGACUCCAACAGAAAUCGUUGAGCUCCUGAAUUUGGUCUACAGUACCCUCGACGAGGUCAUCAGCAUGCACAACGUCUACAAAGUCGAUUCUGUUCAAGGCUGCUACAUCGUGGCCUCAGGUCUGGACAGCCAGAACAGUGGUGACCACGCUGCAGAGAUUGCCAGCUUGGCACUAAGCUUUCUCUCGGUCGUAAACCAACUGUCGAUCCCUACACGAAACGACAUGAGGCUGAAGAUUCAGCUGGGCAUUCAUACCGGUCCAGUUAUGGCUGGCGUGGUGGGCACUGCGCGCCCAAGAUACCGGCUCUUUGGUCAGACCCUGCAGACAGCAUCGCGGCUGAUGGACUCUGGCCUUCCCAUGCGAGUUCAAGUCAGCGAGGACACCUACAAGCAGCUGUCUCAGUCCGGAGGCUUCAAGUUGGCGAAGCGAGGAGAAACCGUGGUGCGAGGAGAAGAUGCCACUACCACCUACUGGCUGGUCGGCAAGGAGAACAGCUCCGAGCCACUUCCAGAGGAAACAACAUCGCUUCUCUCCGAGUAAAUGAGGAAGAAGGAGCAACGACGAAUUAUCGGCUGAGGGCUGCACGCAGUAACCGGGGGUUGUGGUGUGCAGUGCCCUCAAAUCAUUGAACGGACAACAACCCGCGUCAGCUUCGAGCCAACCACAAACUAUCAGCAUAUGGCCGGAAUGCUUCAGAUAAUGACAUAAUUUACCCUGAUUUAGGAUAUUGGAAGUAAUUGUUCUUGCCUUGAAUACAUGCAAUAUUCCACAUUGUGGAAACAGUGCAAAGAGUAUCCACCGAAGCUGCGAUGCAUGCUCAUUUCCUCAUCAAGUUCACUCCCAGCCGACCACUCGAUCCCGCCCACAUCGC
This is a messenger RNA of Polychytrium aggregatum, 2983 nucleotides long. RefSeq lists its product as uncharacterized. The coding region runs from base 1 to 2652 and encodes 883 amino acids. Gene Ontology annotation, molecular function: guanylate cyclase activity; peptide receptor activity. The record is from RefSeq and is a predicted model, not a curated record. The transcript is spliced from 8 exons. NCBI's taxonomy places the organism in Eukaryota, Fungi, Chytridiomycota, Chytridiomycetes, Polychytriales. Gene Ontology annotation, biological process: receptor guanylyl cyclase signaling pathway; cGMP biosynthetic process; intracellular signal transduction.